AUGGAGAGUGACCUGGUGGCCCAGUUCGCCGAAAUUACUGGUGCGACGCCUGAGCUGGCGGCACAGUACCUGCAGCUCGCUGAUUUCGACAUCGAACAGUCCAUGCUGCUGUUUUUCGAAAACGGAGGUGCCCCAUUGACCGAAGAGCCUGCCCAACCACCACGCCGUACUCGUUUCGAGGAUGAAGCUGGGGUGGUUCAUAUCGACUCAGACAAUGAUGACGACAACCCACCUGCCCGCACCCAGACCUCUACACGAGCUGCGGGAGAUUCAACAUUCGAAGAUGACGCCGCCAUGGCCCGUCGCCUACAAGAGGAAAUGUACGGGGGUGGCCCUGGCGCCGGUGGUAUUGGUGGAAAUGAUGAGGAUGUUCGGGCGCCCAUGGCGCGUACGACCGAGACCCUGGUGGGCCCGGAUCUUGGUUUCGACGAUGAGGAGGAUAUGCACACCAAUAUUCUCAGCCAGCUGCGUGCUCGUCAACGGGCCGGCCAGAGCCGUGCAGGCAUCUUCAACCAGAGAUCCGCGCCAUCAAUAUGGGCCGGCGAUUCCGCAGAGACACACCAGGAACGAUUAUCGAUGGCUACGGGAGGUGCAUCGGAGACAUCUUCCAAGUCAAAUAUGCUCGCCGAAAUGUACCGACCUCCGUUCGAAAUCAUGUCUCGGGUGCCUUGGGAUGUGGCUCGUGAGGAAGGGCGCGAGAAUGAGAAGUGGCUUUUGGUCAACGUACAAGACACUUCAAUCUUCGACUGUCAAGUUCUGAACCGCGAUCUCUGGAAGGACAAGACCGUUCAGGAGACCGUUCGAGAACAUUUCGUGUUCCUGCAGUUCUCAAAGGAUGAUCCCAAGGCCGCACCAUACCUCCAAUAUUACUUCCAAGCCAGCGACGUUUCCGACAACUACCCCCAUAUUGCCAUUGUUGACCCCCGAACGGGCGAACAAAUGAAGGUAUGGUCUGGUCCUCCAGUCAUUAAGGCUUCGGAAUUCUUGAUGCAACUUCAUGAGUUCUUGGACCGGUACAGUCUGAACCACAACGUGCGCAACCCCGUGGCGAAACGCAAGUCGGAGAAGAAGGAGAAGACCGUGGAUGCCAUGACGGAAGAGGAGAUGAUGGAGAUGGCCAUCAACAACAGCCUCGGGGGAGGCUUGGCGGCCGGACCGAAGCUGGAAGACCCAGACGACCUGACUCGAAGCACCGAGGAUGUCAAGGGCAAGGGCCGAGCAACUGGCGCUCACGAUCACGCCAUGAGCGAAGUUAUCCCCGAGGCUGCUGAAGAAGUGGAGGCGUCUCCAUUUUCGUCUAUUCCCAGCAACCGACCUCACGUUGAGCCCGAAGCUGAUCCUGCCACGACCACCCGCAUCCAAUUCCGCCACCCCUCGGGCCGUGUUAUUCGACGCUUUGCAUUGUCAGACCCAGUCCAACGCAUCUAUGAAUGGCUCAAGGCUGACCCUCCCUUGGAGGACAAAGCUGGCGUCGAAUUCGAGCUGAAUGCUAUGGGGCAGAACUUGAUAGACCUCCUUUCUACGAGCAUUCAAGAUGCGGGUCUGAAGAAUGGCACAGUCAUGAUUGGCUAUCUGGAAGACUGA
Molecule: messenger RNA, 1584 nt
Organism: Penicillium subrubescens
Lineage: Eukaryota; Fungi; Ascomycota; Eurotiomycetes; Eurotiales; Aspergillaceae
Product: DNA-protein crosslink repair co-factor UBX5
Exons: 2
Coding region: 1-1584 (527 amino acids)
Biological process (GO): proteasome-mediated ubiquitin-dependent protein catabolic process
Cellular component (GO): nucleus
Molecular function (GO): ubiquitin binding
Source: RefSeq, a predicted model, not a curated record